Molecule: messenger RNA, 2086 nt
Organism: Psammomys obesus (fat sand rat)
Lineage: Eukaryota; Metazoa; Chordata; Mammalia; Rodentia; Muridae
Gene: Necab1
Product: N-terminal EF-hand calcium binding protein 1
Exons: 13
Coding region: 136-1194 (352 amino acids)
Biological process (GO): regulation of amyloid precursor protein biosynthetic process
Cellular component (GO): cytoplasm
Molecular function (GO): calcium ion binding
Source: RefSeq, a predicted model, not a curated record
UCGCGCAGCGGAGCAAACACCCACUCUCCUCCGAGCCCGGCGGCGCGGCGCGUGGAGGCAGCAGCGGAGACAGCAGCAGGUCAGAGCGGCUGCAUCCCGCCCAGUCCGUCUCCGCCGGCGUCAGGGCUUCGGAGGAUGGAGGAUUCCCGGGAGACUUCGCCGUCCUCCAACAACUCCUCGGAAGAGCUCAGCUCUGCCCUACAGCUGUCCAAGGGCAUGUCCAUCUUCCUCGACAUACUGAGGAGAGCAGACAAAAACGAUGAUGGGAAAUUGUCCUUUGAGGAAUUUAAAGCCUAUUUUGCUGAUGGAGUUCUCAGUGGAGAAGAACUACAUGAGCUCUUCCACACCAUUGACACACACAAUACCAACAAUCUUGACACAGAAGAACUAUGUGAAUAUUUUUCUCAGCACUUGGGUGAAUAUGAGAACGUGCUGGCUGCACUUGAAGAUCUGAAUCUCUCCAUCCUGAAGGCAAUGGGCAAAACAAAGAAAGACUACCAAGAAGCCUCCAAUUUGGAACAGUUCGUCACUCGAUUUUUGUUGAAGGAGACCUUAAAUCAGUUGCAGUCUCUCCAGAACUCUCUGGAAUGUGCCAUGGAAACCACUGAAGAGCAAACCCGUCAAGAAAGGCAAGGGCCAGCCAAGCCAGAGGUCCUGUCUAUUCAGUGGCCUGGAAAGCGAUCCAGCCGCCGAGUCCAGCGACACAACAGCUUCUCCCCAAACAGCCCACAGUUCAAUGUCAGCAGUCCAGCUCUGUUAGAAGAGGACAACCAGUGGAUAACCCAGAUAAACAGACUCCAGAAAUUAAUUGAUAGACUGGAAAAGAAGGAUCUAAAACUUGAGCCCCUGGAAGAAGAAGUUAUUGAAGAGAACACUAAACCUCACAUCAUGCUCGUACAGCGCCAGAUGUCUGUGAUGGAAGACGAUCUGGAGGAAUUCCAGCUUGCUCUGAAGCACUAUGUGGAGAGCGCGUCAGCCCAAAGCGGGUGCCUGCGUAUUUCUAUACAGAAGCUUUCAAAUGAAUCCCGCUACAUGAUUUAUGAAUUCUGGGAGAACAGCAGUGUGUGGAAUCGCCACCUCCAGACAAGCUACAGCAAGACAUUCCAAAGAAGCAACGUGGAUUUCCUGGAAGCUCCAGAGCUCACAUCUACCAUGCUACUUCCUGCCUCCUGGUGGAUCCUGAACAACAAUUAGAUGUCCCUGCACCACGUCUUUAUUGUUCCGAGUUCAAGUGUUCUUCUCUAAAAUGUCAACUGGAAAGUUCUGUGGUUGUCAAGCUGCUGCACACUUUUGUUCAAUGUUAUCAGUACAUCUUCUGAAGUGUAUUCUGUAGCUAUCUCAGUAGCUACUCUUGGUAUUUGAUGCUAAUUGACUUGCUAUACUGUAAUCAAUCAUUAUAGCAAAAUCCUAAUAUAUGAAAUUGGCACAUAAAGUAAUAAAAUGUGACAAUUCUUGUAAAAAUGCUAAGUGAGAACAUCAUAUCAUAGGGCAGGGUUUGUCCACUGCUCUAAAGUGGUGGUUCUCAACCUUCCUAACGCUGUACCCUUUAAUACUGUUCCUCGUGUGGUGACCUCCAACCAUAAAAUUAUAUUGUUGCUACUUCAUAACUACAAUUUUGCUACUGUUAUGAAUUAUAAUGUAAAUAAAUAUCUUAUAUGUAGGAUAUCUGAUAUGCUAUCCCCAAAGAAGUCAUGACCCACAGGUUGAAAUCCACUGCUCUAAGGAUUAUAUCCAUGCUUUGUGACUUUUCAGUAACACAUUUUUGUGAGAAAAACAUUCUUUUUCAGUAAGUUCCACAUGGCCCUCCAACUAUUCUCCAUAUAAUUCCUUUAACAUUAAUAUAAAUGCACAGAACAACCUAGGCUAUAUCCUGUAGAAGCUGUUCAUGUGUCAUGUUGUAAACUGGUAUUUUGGACAAUCUAUAGUAACUUACAGCAUUUACUACUGUGACACCUUUUUUGUUAGUAUUAUAAUCUCAUAUAUAAGCUAGACAUUAUUGAACCAAGAAUAAAGCUUUACUUUGAGGAAGUUAAUGUUUAUGUCAGAAGCCUUUAAAAUAUGAUCCAUAUAAAUAACUAAUCUUAUG